UUCCAUGGACGUAUUACAUUAAAGAGGUCGAAACAAGUCGACGUCGACGUCGAGGUUCAACUUGGCGGCGAAUGCACGGAGUGACGCGAUCAAGGCGGCGGACGGCUCGACGAGUCGCCUGGCUGCUUGGACGACGGCAAUAGCUGCGUCUAAUGGAAGGAAGUGUGUCGCCAUGACGUACGCGAUGCACACGGCGCCGCUCAACGAAGUUCCAGAGUCGCAGUGCACAAUCAUGCACGGACGGUCUGCUUUCUUCUCAUGGAGGCGUGCGACGAUCGCAGUAAAGUCAAUCGUCCCCUCAUCUUCGACCAUGAGAUCCAAUGUGUCAUCGCUUUCGAGCAGUGGACCAGGCUCCCGCUUCGUGCAGCAGACCAAAGUCCGUCGAAACUUGGGCGGCGACGACUCGUCCAACGCCAAUAACCUCUGGAGGCUCAGCGUUGACGUCAGCCAGAGCCCAGGGGCCACUUGUUGCUUGUCCGUGUUGACCGCAAUGUCAUACCGUUCCCGUGUGAUGUAACUCCGAACGCUCGGUAGCAAGGAGAGCUUUUCGUCGACCAUGACAAUGGUCAAGUCCCGUUCAGCGGCGGCGAUGACUCCUUCUGCAGCCGCAUGGACAACCAAGUGGUAAAGGUUCUCCAAGUGCAGCUCAAACGCCUGACUUCGGAGGUCGAAUGGAGCUCCAUGCGGAAAAGUGCCUUCACUUCUACGACCAAUGCCCUUGCCGCGUUUCUGCAUGUACGCGGCAUGAAGCGCGACAAAGUACCGGAGGUGCCGCGUUUGUGCCGCCGUGUCCGAUUCCAUGUCCCUUUGGAACGAAUAUGACGACUGUUCAUUGGUGC
Messenger RNA from Aphanomyces invadans, 839 nucleotides. RefSeq lists its product as hypothetical. The coding region runs from base 173 to 517 and encodes 114 amino acids. Lineage: Eukaryota; Oomycota; Saprolegniomycetes; Saprolegniales; Verrucalvaceae. The transcript has a single exon. The record is from RefSeq and is a predicted model, not a curated record.